Molecule: messenger RNA, 3928 nt
Organism: Parus major (Great Tit)
Lineage: Eukaryota; Metazoa; Chordata; Aves; Passeriformes; Paridae
Gene: RAB39A
Product: RAB39A, member RAS oncogene family
Exons: 2
Coding region: 1-750 (249 amino acids)
Biological process (GO): Rab protein signal transduction
Cellular component (GO): Golgi membrane
Molecular function (GO): GTPase activity; GTP binding
Source: RefSeq, a predicted model, not a curated record
AUGCCGGGCGUGGGGGCGAUCGGGGCGCGGUGCAGGCACCGGCCGCGCAGGAGCCCCAGGAAAAGCCCCAAGGCGGAGCCGGGCCAGGCCGGGGCCGCCAUGGACGCGGCGAUCUGGAUCUACCAGUUCCGGCUGAUCGUGCUGGGCGACUCCACCGUGGGCAAGUCCUGCCUCUUGCACCGCUUCACCGAGGGCCGCUUCCCGGGGCCGCUGCACUCCGACCCCACCGUGGGGGUGGACUUCUUCUCCCGGCUGGUGGAGAUCGAGCCCGGCAAGAGGGUCAAGCUGCAGCUCUGGGACACGGCGGGGCAGGAGCGGUUCAGGUCAAUAACACGCUCUUAUUAUCGCAAUUCUGUGGGUGGCCUGCUAGUAUUUGACAUCACAAAUCGACGAUCUUUUGAACAUGUGAAGGACUGGCUGGAAGAAGCAAAAAUGCACGUGCAGCCCUUUCAGAUUGUGUUCCUGUUAGUGGGACACAAAUGUGACUUAGUGUCACAGCGCGAGGUUACAAGAGAAGAAGCUGAAAAACUCUCAUCUGACUGUGGUAUGAAAUAUAUAGAAACUUCAGCAAAAGACGCCACAAAUGUUGAAGAGUCUUUUACAAUUCUUACACGAGACAUCUAUGAACUUGUAAAAAAUGGAGAAAUCUCAAUACAAGAUGGAUGGGAAGGUGUCAAAAGCGGCUUUGUUCCAAAUGUUGUACAUUCAUCAGAAGAAGCUGUAAAGCCCAGGAGACAAUGCAUCUGCUGAGUUGUAGCAUGCCAAAGAGCCCAUGGGGUGUUUAGAAGAUGAUGCCAAUCUAAAUGACAGAAAAAUAAUUUUGAAAUCAUAUUAGAUCAUGGCAUAGCUGAAUCAUAGAACAGUAAUUUGGUUUUGUAUCCCUCUGUCUUGGUUAUAAUCCAUAACACUUUAAGUGCUUUUUUUCUUUGCAGAGUACAAUAACUUCAUGUGGUCUUCAUGAAAAAAGUUAUAUAUUGCUAAAGGGAAACUAAUUCUGUAGCAAGACACUGAGAAAGUGCAAUAAUCAUCAGGACCAUAUCCUCGCUUGGGCUUUGUAUUUUGAAUACUGUUUAAAAUCAUAUCUUGUUAGAUGAGGAUCAGAUGCACUCAUUACUUUUGUUCAUCCUGCCUUAGCUUUGGACAAGAAAAUAUUAUACCUUAUACUUUUUUAGUGUGAUUCUUUACUCAAACACAGGGUUGCUAAUGACCAUUAAAGUUUAGGAUGCUGUAGAAUUUGAUAAUAAAGAUAACUGUAAGGAAAGCAAACUGAGAGAUUGCUCCAAUAGGGAACACUUUUGAUAUGACAAUGAAUACAAGCCUUACUAAAGAAGAAGAAUGUUUUAGAAAAGAUGAUUUAUUUGUAUACAAAAAUGGGGAAUAGAAACAAUGGAAUUUACUAUUAAAUAUUUUCUGAAUUGCCAAUGAAACUAAACAUAACAUCACAUAGGAUCCAGCUGUUAUUUGAUUUGUAUACAAAACAGCUUUCCCAACCACUGGAGUUACAUUUCAGUGGCCAGAUCCUCAGCUGGGUAAUUAUCAUUGUCACUCUGAUGCCUAUGGAAUUACGCUAAUUUACACAAACAAAUUCCAUAUUAGCUUUAAAAAAUAAACCUACUUCAAACUAGAAGUAAAAAAAGUUUAAAAGUGCUGCAACCCAUGGGAACCCAGGCCUUAAAUGUGAAUAGAGCUAAGUUUUAUUCUUAGCCAGCAAAUGUUAAACUCUUGUUUAAAACUGUUAAAAAUUUAGGAAAGAGGAAAGAAUUUCUAAAAAAAUGCUCAUCUACAGAGAGCCAAGUUAGAGAACUCCUAAGAAAGAAACCCAUAAUACCUUCUAAUAACAACAGUAGGAGAAAUCUGUGAUCAUGUAGCAUUUGACUGAGCUUGGAGUCAUCUUCCUACUCCUCUGAAUAUAACACACACUAGCUUUAUGCAAACUAGGUCUAGCACGUAAAUACCAAAUAAAUCUAUUUCUAUUUUAUUGUAGUAGUAUAAAAGAUGAGUUGAUCUCCAGAGUUAAUAAGCAUCUACAAUUUAUCUGGCAUACUCAUAACCAUCAAACAUCAAACCAGUUAUCUUCAUAUAAAAGUGUGUUAUUCAUGUACAAUUUUCCUUUUUCAAGAUCAGCUAACAAGUCUAUCUAAUCUAAUUUUCUUCUUCAACAAGCAUAUGAUUGGUUUUCUCUCAGGUUAUUUUUAUGCUCUUUUACAAUCCUUUUUCAAACAUUUUGUAGUAUGAGGCAGGUUGUAUGGUUCCAGUUACUUUAUAUAUUUAGGGGAACUAAAAUCAUUGACUUCAAAAGCUUAAAAGUUUAAGCUUUUCUAAAGCCUGAGUCUUACUUGCACUGAGGCACAGUUACACUAUCAUGGAAGGAUACAGGGGCCUUAAGAUAAACAGGAAUCAGCCUUAAUUCAUUAGCAAAUAGAACAGUUAAUUCUAGUCUCAGCAUGCCACAGAGUAAUUGCUGCGAGCCUGAUUCUCUAUUAAACUACAUAUACUGACACCAAAUCAACUUUGUUUGGAGGGUAUUCUAAGCCCUCUUUACAAAUUAAAUAUGACUACAGAUGCCAAAAGGUAGUGCAGAAUCAGGCUGUGUGCAUUUGACACUGAUUCCCUUAUGAUAAGAGGUGCAUCUCAGAAGAUCUCUUUGUUGUUUAAUUAAUUUAUUUAAUUAAACAAAUCAGUGACUGGGGAUUCAACAGACCCAAAGCCUACCACUGGUUCACUGUGUGUUUCUGAGCAAUGCAUUUGUGGGUUUUGUGCCUCACCUUCUGUAUCCAAAUAUAGAGAUGUUUGUUCUUCCUUAAAUUCACAAACUGCUGAGACCAAAUAAGUCUAUAUGAUUUUCAGUCCUGGACUCUAUCCUCUGUGUGCUACCUGGCUGUGAGUGUUUAGCACCGUGGGAUGUGGAUACUGGUUUCUUCUGACACCCAAAUAACAAUAAUUUUAAAAAAUAAAUGAAAACAUCCUUAUAAGUGCCAGGUAUUGAUGUGAAUUUACAUUUCAUUGCAUAUUUCAUUAUUUUUAAAUUAAAAUCUUGUAUCUUAAAUUUUUCUUCCUGAAUACUCUGGAGCUAGUGAGCUUUACAUUUGGUAUGAAACAAAUGGGUUGUACUGGGGAGAAAAAGGAUUGGGAGAAGAGGGGUAGGAGGGGAGGUAUGCACAGAGAAAUAAACAAUCAGAACAGAGCCUUAAUCUCUGUUGUCAAUGUUGUACCUGUGGUGUCACAUUUGUUACACAGGGAAUAGAGCUUUUAACCAGAUUCAACUGUGUAAGGAACUGGUAUUGGCAAUGCAACUAGAAGAGAAGUUCACUACAUUUUAAAGUACUGUGCACAUAGUUGUCUUAUUUGAAAUUUAUAAAAAUGUAGAUUAACAUGUACUUUAAAACAUUGUCUGUCUUUAUGAUAUAUUAAAACACUACUGUAUCUUCUCACUACACACUUGCAGUUGAUAGAAAUGUCUGACAAACAGAUAAUUUGUCAAAAUCCAUAAUUUUCUUUUCAGAUGCUUAGCAACAUGAUAUGUAAGUAACAGCUUGAAUGAGCUGUAGAAUGGGUUAUAAUUCAGUGCAUGUAUAUUCUUUUUCCCCUCAAGGAAGCAUGAAUAUUGACAACAGAAUUUAAUCCCCAGAAAUUACAGAAAUUAGAUAAAUCUUACUUGGUAGUCAAAAUUAAAAAAUAGAAAGUAUUUUAUAAGAAAACACAAACUUUGCAAAUGAAGAUUUGGUAAAUCCCAGAUAGGAAAUGGAAAAUGCUAGAAAAACUUGACAAAGGUUUUAUUUAGAUUCAUAGCCCUGGCAAAUGAAUGGAUGAAAAGUAUUGUUUUGCACUCCUAAAAUGUUUAAACUUUCAUGGCUUUUAUUUUAAGUUUGAUGAAAAAGAGUAAAUAUCUUCCUCUACUCAUUAAAAUACUUUACACAUGAAAUCUUAA